GCUCGAGCCGGGGAUGAGGGGUGGGACUUGAGGGAGGAAGUCAAAGGAAUUCUGAGCCCUACUUUGUAGCGGUUUGGGAAGAUAGGAACGAGGCCGGAAGGAGCGGAAGGAGCGAAGGGGCGGAAGGGGCGAAUGGGCGGAAGGGGCUAAGGGGCGGGGCUGUUGGAGGAGGAGGAGGAGGAGGCCGCCUCUGCGCGACGGUAGCAGCUCCACUCCGAAAUAUCCGAUGAGACCAUUUAAACGGAUACAACUCACAGCCUUUGACUGCCAACACUUAGCCCAAAGCAGGGAGGGCUCAUUUUCUCUGACCCAGCCCUUAAGCCGAAGGUGGACAAAUAGAGAUCUGAACAGGAGACUCACUCCUAAAAUAAAGAGAGGAAACAGAGCACUGAGGUUUCAGAGACGGAUCACUGAUUUCUUCCCAGUUAGUCAACGAUCAUGCACCAAUGACAUGGCCCAAAGUGGCUCCACUGACGAAAAUAAUACUGCUGCUGAUGAAAUGGCCUUUGCUUGUGCUUUGCCUCAAGAACAUGAAGGGGAAUCUAAAGUAGAAUCUUUGGGAUCUGUUGCAACUUCCAGGAAGCGAUGUCUCUCCUUUGACCAGGAAGGAAAUGAAGUUACAGAAAGAAGCCAGUGUGGUAGUGUUGCUAAGAAAAACCUUACGGAGCAAUUACCUGUGUCAUCCACAGAUCUUGAGGAAGUGAAAUGGGAAGUGAAUUGUUUCUUCCAGGUCCCAAAGGACCCCAAACAGAAUAAGCAGGAAGAUGAAGAAAAUGGCCCUGAACCUGACCCUUAUUAUGGCCUUCUUGGAAACUUGCCCAGUCAAGAGCCUCAGUGCCACAUUUGUAGUCUUCCCAGUGAAGUCCUGAGACACAUCUUUGGUUUUAUCCCUAUGGAAGAUCUCUAUAGGAACCUAAGCCUGGUGUGCCACCUUUGGAGGGAGAUUAUCAGCGACCCACUGUUUAUUCCUUGGAAGAAGCUGUACCAUCGUUAUGUGAUGAAUGAGGAACGAGCUAUCAGUGAAGUGGAAAGUAUCCUUUUGAACUAUGCCAUAACAAAGGAAGAGAACCUGUGUUUGUUGAAUCUCAUACGAUACACAGUCAGUACUAAGUAUGUGCAGCAUGUCCAUCCUGAGGAAGCGAGGUGCUGUUUGAAGGAUCAUCCUCUCUUCCCUCAGGCAGAGGCGUGCCUUCUUCAUAAGAUGCUUGAUCUGUACAGUGCACCUGGGGGGAUCAGUGUAUGGGCCUUAAUAGCAACAAUCAUACUUCUCUCCAGCAACAUGAGUGACAUUCAGAGGCUGUUAACCUGUUUCAAGAGGCCCAGCUCUCCAGUGACCAUAUUAGACAUCACUGAGACCCUGUACUGUAUGGCGGUAUUGCUGCUUGCCAUGAGAGAGAAGGGGAUUAAAAUUAGCAACAGGAUUCAUUACAACAUUUCCUGUUGCCUAUAUCUUCAGGAGAACUCAAGAUUUCAGAACAUGGGUGUCAAAGAGGAAACCUCCGUUUUUCAAGGGAAAAAAGUAACCAUUCAGCUAACACACGAACAACAAAAGAUCCUGAACCAUGAGAUCAAACCUCUCCAGGUGGUGAAAAUUAUGGCUUUUGCAGGUACUGGAAAGACCUCAACCCUAGUCAAAUAUGCUGAGAAGUGGAUUGACAGAAAGUUUCUUUAUGUGGCAUUCAACAAGAGUGUUGCAAAACAGGCUGAACACAUCUUCCCCAGCAAUGUUACCUGCAAAACUUUUCAUUCCAUGGCCUUCAGAGACAAAGGGAGGCUGUACCAGAUAGAGAAGAAACUGAAUCCUUUCAAGCUCACACCCUUCAUGGUCAACUCUGUCCUUUCAGAAGGGAAAGCAGGGUUCACACGCGCCAAAUUAGUUUGUAAGACCUUAGAAAACUACUUUGCCUCUGCUGAUGAAGACUUGGACAUUGAACAUGUGCCCUUGUGGUGGAAGAACAGUCAUGGACAGAAGGUCAUGGUAGACCACAAUGAAAAGCAGAAUGGGGCAUAUGAAGCAGCCAGACUUUGGGAGAACAUGAAAAAGUUGGAAGAAUGCAAAGAAGAAGCUUAUCAUAUGACUCAUGAUGGCUAUUUGAAACUUUGGCAACUGAGCAAACCUUCUUUUGGUGCUUAUGAUGCCAUCUUUGUGGAUGAGGCCCAGGAUUGUACUCCAGCCAUCAUAGAUAUAAUUCUAUCCCAGCCAUGUGGAAAAAUCUUUGUAGGGGACCCUCACCAACAGAUCUACACCUUUCGGUAUGCUGUUAAUGCCCUUUACUCAGUGCCACACACACAUCUUUUCUAUCUUACACAGAGUUUUAGGUUUGGUGCUGAAAUUGGUUAUGUGGGAGCCACCAUCUUGGAUGUUUGCAAGAGAGUCAGGAAGAAGACUUUGAUUGGGGGAAACCAAAAGAGUCUCAUUAGAGGGCAAUCAGAAGGACAAGUUGCCUUGUUAUGCCGAACCAAUGCUAGUGUGUUUGAUGAAGCAGUACGAGUAACAGAAGGGAAAGCUCCCUCAAGAAUAUAUUUGAUUGGGGGAACUAAAUCAUUUGGAUUGGACAGAUUUAUUGAUAUUUGGGUCCUUCUUCAGUCAGCUGAGGAGCAGAGGAAACAAAACCUUACCAUCAAGGACAGAUUCAUCAGGAGGUGGGUGCACAAAGAUGGCUACGGUGGCUUAAAAAGGUAUGCCGUUGCUGCUGAAGACAAGGAACUCAUGGCAAAGAUUGCAGUGGUUGAAAAAUAUAAUGUCAGGAUCCCAGAACUGGUGAAGAGGAUAGAAAAGUGCCAUGUAAAUGAUGUAGGGUUUGCAGAAUAUGUUUUGGGCACCGUUCACAAAGCCAAAGGCUUGGAGUUUGACACAGUUCAGAUUUUGGAUGACUUUGUUAAAGUUCCUUGUGGCAGGCAUAACUUUCCACAGCUUCCUCACUUCAGAAUUGAGUCAUUUCCCGAUGAGGAAUGGAAUUUGCUGUAUGUUGCAGUGACUCGUGCCAAGAAAUGUCUCAUCAUGACCAAGUCAUUGGAGAACAUUUUAACUCUGGCUGGGGAGUACUACUUUCAAGCAGAGCUAACCAGAAAUGUCUUAAAAAGUGGAGAUGUACUUUGUUAUGUGAGGCAGUGCAAUAACAUUAUCCCUGCAGAGUCUAUCCUCACCAUGAAGAAACAUCCCAUCACUUAUAGUGGCAGAAAGGAAGACAAAGGGGGCUUCCUCUGCCAUGCUUGUGCAGAGCAGCGUCUUGGGCCCGUGACAUUUCUGACAGCCUCACCAGAGCUGAUAUUUACAAUGGAACAUACCUUUGAAGAGUUGGAGUUGCCCAGACAUGAAGCUCAGCUUUUCGGUGUCUUUUGAAAGCCAAGGCAAAGUUUCUCAUCAGUAUGGAACUCCUUGUCAUUAGUUUCCUGGAAAGAAGGAAUAUGAGAGUUGGGGUGGGGAAGACCAGCCUCUCACCACACCCGGAGUCUAUUAAUCUAUGGAAGAUCAACUUCAAUGGUUUCUGGAGUCCUUAGCUCCUGAACUUAGCGUCUUCUAGUGUUGGACUGUUUUCUGUUUUUAUACAUAGGCUCAGGGGUGUGUUUGAUUCUUCCAACCAGUUCCAAGAUGUUUCCUGUCUGGUACCAUUUGCCUUCAUCCAAUGGCCAAAGCCCUUAUAAUACUCUAUGAUUAAUUCAGGAUUUAUCCAUCCAUUUGUAGAACAGUUUCUUAAAACCUAUUCCUGUCGAUAAUUCUUGGAUUCAUUCAUUCAGAAGCAUUCCCACCUGCUAAAGAUAUCUGGUUUCCGAAUUCAUUUUGUUUAUACAUUAAAGCCUAAUGAUGUCUGUUAUCUUGAGAGGUCUAGGCCUUUUGUAAUUACAGUACGUGAAGUUGGUUUGGUAUCCCAACCAUCUGACAAAAGCAUAAUAGAAUCACAGGGCAGAGGCCCAGAGCAGAGCUUCUCAAGGUCCAUUAGCUUAUUUGGCACAUGUAACCAGCAGCCACUUAAGAUAGGACAUGAGAUGGCAUUGAACUCAGUAAUGAGGGAUACUGCUGAAUGUGGAUGAAGGCCACCCUCCGUGCCCAGUGCUUUAUGUAGGUGUAGGCGCCCCUCCCAUGAUUUCAAGAUUAAUGUGUCCUCACAGGCAUCCAUACUGACACUGGUUAUGACUUCACCUGACUCAGCUGACAUGCGAUGACUGCUUAUGCCAUCUUUUAAACAAAAAAUAUUCUUGUUACAAUGAAUUGCCUUUGAUUAAGGCACUUCUAUUACAGCUUAGAAAAUUAGAUUGAGUCUGUGUCUUGGGCAUCAAUUGGAUAUAUAUAUGUGUGUGUGUGUGUAUGUGUGUAUACAUAUAUAUACACAUGUAUGUGCAUAUAUGUGUGUGUGUAUAUAUAUAUAUAUAUAUAUCCCUUUCAUCAUAGAUGUGCAUAGAAUGUGGGCUGGGUGUGCCAGCAUACUGCGGGUGAGAAUUUAAUUCGCCCCUUCCUUUGCCCUUAGUUGAAGGUCCCAGAGUGUCCUCUGGGGAAGGACUUAGGCAAAUGCCCCCCAGCACACAUUCUGUCACCCAUGAGCGGCAGUCCUCUUCGGAAGGUGGAUGAGUUCUUAAAGUGGAAAGUCCACCACCUAUUCCUAAUGGUUUAGGGACUCCCAGCCGAGACGACUAGCUCAUCAGUAGGACCUUGUGCCCUUAUGAGUGGAUAGACAGCAGAGAAGGGGUGAAAUGGAAAUGAUUCAAUCUGAUAUAUUUGCCCAUAUCCUCAAACCAAAAUUAAAAUCAGGAGCUUUAUGAGAUACACACUGACUCCGGGAAGUAAUGGAGCAAUAAAUAAUAAACUUCCCCUACCUUCCAACUCCCAGACUCUGUCAGAGAGAUCAGGAACCUGUAGCCUAAGGAAAUAUUCUUGCAUAGUUACAGAAUAGGAAGGAAAGGCUAAAUAUUAAAGAUUGAGUGGGCCCAGCUUAGCAGCUCAAAGGUUCAUCAUCUUAAGUCAUCAUUGACACCCCAACUAUAAGAAAUCAGUAAAUUUUCAAAACCUGAAUAUUCCGAUUUGAAUAGAAGGGAUAUACUAAGCUAUUUUAUCUCCAACCCUGUUUUUUAUGAUGUAAGGCAGAGAAUUUGAAUUUGAAUUGUCUAGCCAAAGCAUUUUUCUGUGCUUUUGUCAUGUUACCACCAAGAACUUUCAAGCUUCAGCAGGGUUCCAAAAGUUAGUGGGAUUUGUGUACCAUGUUUUAUCCUUAAUGAUUCCUAAUGAUGAACCUUGGGUUCCCUUUCACUACCACAAUGUUGGACCCCGCCAAGAUUACAUGUAAAGGAAGAGAGUUCUUAUCCAGGGCUGUCUAGAAGUCCAAAUUUCAUUCCAUUAAAUUAGGGCACAGACGGGUCUUUUAUGAUAUAGGAUGAUGGAAAUCCAUUUCUAACCCUACUAACUAAAAGUCAGUGUGGUUAGAUUGAUGGUAACUUAAAACAGCAAUUUAUAAGCACUUUCCCCAACUGUUUAAUUAGCAUAACUAGCUCUAACAUCUGCUAGAGUUCUAUUUAUGUCAUCAGAGGACUUGAGAAAUUUAUGAUUUGUCUUGAUGAUCCAAUAAUAUUAAGCACCUACUUUGUGCAAAGCAUUGUGCUACUUUGGCAUGGGGUACAUGAAGACAAAUCCCAAGGUACUUAUUCUGUUGAAGGAGGGGAAAUAAAACGAAAGAUGUUUAGAACAAAGGAAAUUGAAAUAGUGAGCAAAUUUCAACCUUCAAAAGGGGGAGAAGCAAUGAAAGAAACCAAAUACCAUCUCAAAAGAUGAAACAGGUUAUAGUUUAGCAGAUAAACAGUUGUUAGUAAUGUGGAUGUUAUUGGUGACCCCACUGUAUGUGCAUACUCAGAACAAAGAGAAUAAAUAAAAAGCACGAAUAAUAAAAAGAUUUGCCAUAGUAUCAAAACAAGUCAUUGCUGAACUAAACAAGUAUUUGACAAUGAAAAAUCAAAAAUGUACAACAGAAAAAACAGAUCUUUUAAUUUUUUUUUUUUUAAUAGAGAAGUUUGACCAAUAUAAAGCUAUUUCCAUGAGACCCAAAAAGCUGAGAAAGUGCCUUUGGAAGCAAACAUUUGGCUUGUUUGCAAGUGGGAGAAAUGACAAGCAAAGGUUUUGAAUAUUAAUUUUGUAAAAUCUUAAGAAGGAUGAUAGUGAAACAGAAGCAGUAUCAUCUCCUAAAACAAAAUCAGUGAAAGGGAAAAAAGUUUAAAAAAUUUUUGACAGGAAAUCCAGCCAAGUCAAGUCAUCCUAAGAGAAAAAAAGGUGGAAAAGCUCUGGGAAGCUCAUUAUAACGAACUUUUCACCUCAAGAAUAGUUGGAGCACCAUACUUUGACCCAAUCAUCACAGCCCUAUGGUAGGAAGAUAGAAAUGGGGGAAGAAAACUUUUCAAAGAUUGGAAGAGCAGCCAGAUUUGACCAAGUACAUAUGAUCCAUACUAGAGGCCAAGCAAUUGUGAGAGUUUUAAAGGAUUGAUGUACAAGGUAUUUAAAGAAAUACAAAAAAAAGUGUGCCCAAAAAACUCAGACCAAACUCAUCAGAAAAAUGAAACUCGAAGAAACAGCAGCUACUGACCAGUCUGCCUACUCAUGUAGACAAAAUCUUGAUGAGAAUCAUUCAUAUGUAAAUCAAUGAAGGUAUUAGUAGGGAAAAAGCAGUCUUUCUCAAGGUUUCAUAUACAUAUUUGUAGUACUUUUUUGUGGUAGCAAAGAACUGGGAACAAAAGUAGGUGACCAUCAUUUGGGAGAAUGAUUAAACAAAUUGUGGUUCAUGAAUGUCAAAGAAUAAAAAGUUAAACGAAAA
This is a messenger RNA of Monodelphis domestica (gray short-tailed opossum), 6791 nucleotides long. RefSeq names its product F-box DNA helicase 1 (gene FBH1). NCBI's taxonomy places the organism in Eukaryota, Metazoa, Chordata, Mammalia, Didelphimorphia, Didelphidae. Gene Ontology annotation, cellular component: nucleus. Gene Ontology annotation, biological process: replication fork processing; double-strand break repair via homologous recombination. Gene Ontology annotation, molecular function: DNA binding; 3'-5' DNA helicase activity; ATP binding. The record is from RefSeq and is a predicted model, not a curated record.